CCGCCUUUCACACUGCCUUCACAGAGAGCCGACACUGAAACAGAGCAGCAGUUUCCACCUGUGUCUUCCCCAACAUCCUGUCUUCUAUCCUCACCAGAAACAUGGCGCACCACAAAGAGUUUCAGACUGCAGGAAAGGAGCCCGGCCUUCAGGUGUGGCGCAUGGAAAACAUGGAUCUGAAGCCGAUUCCCAAACAACUUUACGGAAACUUCUACACUGGGGAUGCCUACAUUUUGCUCCAUACAACGCCUGCCCCUUCUCACAGCAUUCACAUGUGGUUAGGAAGUGAAAGUACCCAGGAUGAGGGAGGGGCUGUUGCCAUCUUUGCAAUCCAGCUGGAUGAUUUUCUGGGCGGUUCCCCAGUGCAAUUCAGAGAGGUCCAAGGCAAUGAGUCACUCACCUUUUUGGGCUAUUUCAAGUCUGGCAUCAAAUACAUGAAUGGUGGGGUAGCCUCAGGCUUCCAGCAAGUGGUGACCAAUGACAUGAGUGCCAGGCGACUGCUCCACAUUAAGGGUCGUCGGGUUAUCAGGGCCACAGAGGUCAACAUGUCUUGGGAGAGCUUCAACAAAGGAGACUGCUUCAUCAUUGACCUCGGAAAGGAUAUCUACCAUUGGUGUGGAAGCGAGUGCAACCACUAUGAACGGCUUAAGGGCUCCAAAGUGGCCAUUGAUAUCCGUGACAAUGAAAGAAAUGGCCGGGCCAAGUUACACAUGGUUGAUGAAGGUGAAGAACCAGAGGCAGUCAUAAAAGCCCUUGGACCCAAGCCUAGCAUCCCCUCAAGAAGCUCUGAUGAUGAAUCUGCUGAUAGUGCAAACAAGAACAAGGGAUCUCUGUACUGUAUUUCUGAUGCAGCUGGCUCCAUGAAGUUGUCUUUGGUGGCUCAGAGCAAUCCCUUCAGACAAGAAAUGCUUUCCCCCAGCGAAUGCUAUCUCAUAGACAAUGGAGCAGACAAUAAGAUCUUUAUCUGGAAAGGACCAAGCGCAAAUCCAACUGAGCGCAAGGCCGCUAUGAAGGCGGCUCAGCACUUCAUCAAAGAAAAUAAUUACCCCAAGCACACCCAGGUGCAAGUGAUGCCAGGAGGAGGGGAGACCACCCUGUUUAAGCAGUUCUUCUCCAACUGGAGGGACAAAGACCAGACUAGGGGUGUGGGGAAGGUCUACACCAUUGGCAGAAUUGCUCAGGUGGAGCAGAUACCUUUUGACUCCUCUACCCUCCACAGCAACAAGACCAUGGCUGCCCAGCAUGGCAUGGUGGAUGAUGGCUCUGGGAAAGUCCAGAUUUGGCGUGUGGAGGGCGGUGAUAAAGUCUCCGUGGAUCAGUCCAGCUAUGGACAGUUCUUUGGAGGUGACUGUUACCUGUUGCUGUACAGCUACAACAUGGAGAGCAGACAGCAGCAUAUCAUCUACACUUGGCAAGGGCUCCGGUGCAGUCAGGAUGAAUUGGGGGCUUCAGCUAUUCUCACCGUAAGACUGGACAACUCCAUGGGAGGAUCUGCAGUUCAGGUCCGUGUUACUCAGGGCCAAGAGCCACCUCACCUCGUAAGUCUGUUUAAGGGGCAGCCUAUGGUCAUCUACUUGGGUGGGACAUCCCGCAAAGGGGGCCAGAGCCAGGCCGGAAGUACACGGCUCUUCCACAUCCGUCAAAGCUCCAGUAAAGCUAAACGCGCUGUUGAGGUGGAGGCAUCUGCUGCCUCUCUAAACACGAACGAUAUGUUUGUGCUGAAGACAUCCAAUUCUCUGUUCUUGUGGAAGGGAGUGGGAGCCACUGAGGAGGAGAUGGAUGCAGCCAUGUAUGUCGCCAAGGUGCUUGGAGGAAGUGUCACUGAGGUGGUGGAGGGUAAAGAGCCAGCUGCUUUCUGGACUGCAUUGGGUGGAAAGAAGGAUUACCAGACAUCCAGGAGCCUGCAGAGGAUGAUCAAUCCUCCAAGGCUGUUUGGCUGUUCAAACAAAACUGGCAGGCUCAUUGCCGAUGAGGUGCCUGGAGACUUCACACAGAUGGAUUUGGCAACUGAUGACAUCAUGCUUCUGGACACCUGGGAUCAGAUCUUCCUUUGGAUUGGCAAUGAAGCAAACGAGGUGGAGAAAACUGGAUCACUCAAGAUUGCCAAAGACUACGUGGAUUCUGACCCCUCUGGCCGUAGAGCUAUUCCCAUCAACACCAUCAAGCAUGGGGCCGAGCCACCCACUUUCACCGGCUGGUUCCAUGCCUGGGAUCCGAAGAUGUGGGAGAAAGACCCUAUGGAACUCCUCCAGGCUCGCAUCUAACCUCGGCCACAUACACACUAACUCUCCCUGCCUAUUGCUUCUUGGCUUUAGUGUUUAAUCCUUUACUAGAAAUACACAAGGCAACAGCAGCUGCAGGAAAUCUGCAAGGACAUAAUCCUUAUUAUCUGAAGUAAGAUUUAAAGGCAUAAAGAGAGGCAAUAUCCCAUAACAUAUUCAGACUAUAUUUUGCUGGAAUAUUUUCUGGAAUUAUUUUAUCAUCAAUUUAUUGUACUGACUGCACAUGUAUGAUACAUUGAUAAAUCAGCCAGAGAGCCAAUUCAAAAAUAAAAACACAGAAUAUGGUAGCUAUAUGAUUUAACUUGUGUAUAUUAAAGUACAAUGUGGCCUUACGAUAACUAGCAGAGGUUUUUGUGUUAUUUCAUGCAAAAUAUACAACACUCAAUCUUUUCCAAAUUGGGACUGUAAACUCAAAUUUUGUUUGAGAGAUCCUACAAUUUAUUGUUUUCAAUAAACAUCCUGCUUUUUUGA
Lampris incognitus (smalleye Pacific opah) is the source of this 2753-nucleotide messenger RNA. It is a transcript of the gene scinla, whose product is annotated as scinderin like a. Bases 102 to 2264 code for a protein of 720 amino acids. Gene Ontology annotation, cellular component: cytoplasm; actin cytoskeleton. The record is from RefSeq and is a predicted model, not a curated record. Lineage: Eukaryota; Metazoa; Chordata; Actinopteri; Lampriformes; Lampridae. Gene Ontology annotation, molecular function: phosphatidylinositol-4,5-bisphosphate binding; actin filament binding. The transcript has 17 exons. Gene Ontology annotation, biological process: barbed-end actin filament capping; actin polymerization or depolymerization; actin filament severing.